AUACGGAGGAGGAGGGGAAUGGCUUUCAUCCCAUGCCCCUCCGAAGAUCGGGGGCCUUCCGUGCCCACGCCCACAACCACAACCCCUUCAAGAGACACAGUUGGGGGCCAGGCAGGGAGCUCCGGGAUCCACUGAGCAGGAGCGAACCGCAGGCUUCGGGAUGUAUGGGCUGCCAGGAGGCCCCCUCAUCGCAGAGCCAAGAGGAGCUGGACGCUUUUCUGGGAUUGCAGUGCCAAGGUGGCCAGCCUUCCUGCGGGGGUCGGAGUUGCUGUCAUCCAUCUGCUGACCCUUUGGACCACUCGGCCACUGGCAUGCUUUCCAAGUCUGUAUCCAUGAGUGGCAUCAAUUGCCUCUUGGGCAGCUCUGAUCCAGCUGGGAAUUUAUACCAGUCCUCUGCCACUGACCUUAGCCAAAGCUGUGGCCAAUUGGAAGGAGGCUUGGGUACCUGGGUAGGCUCCCCGCUGCAGCGUACCUUCAGCUUCUUCCUGAGCAUGACCAGAAAGGCUAAGAAUCGGGAAAAGGAGAAGAUGAAGGAAGCCAAGGACGCCCGCUACACCAACGGGCACCUCUUCACCACCAUCUCCGUCUCGGGCAUGACCAUGUGCUAUGCCUGUAACAAGAGCAUCACAGCCAAGGAAGCCCUCAUCUGCCCAACCUGCAAUGUGACUAUCCACAACCGCUGUAAAGACACGCUCGCCAACUGUACCAAGGUCAAGCAGAAGCAACAGAAGGCUGCUCUGCUGAAGAACAGCACUGCUUUGCAGUCUGUUUCCCUUCGCAGUAAGACCACCCCCCGGGAGCGGCCAAGCUCUGCCAUCUACCCCUCUGACAGCUUCCGACAGUCCCUGCUCGGCUCCCGCCGUGGCCGCUCCUCCUUGUCAUUAGCCAAGAGUGUCUCUACCACCAACAUUGCCGGCCACUUCAGUGACGAGUCACCCCUGGGGCUGCGCCGAAUCCUGUCCCAGUCCACAGAUUCCCUCAACAUGCGGAACCGAGCCCUAUCAGUGGAGUCCCUCAUUGACGAAGGUGCAGAAGUGAUCUACAGUGAGCUCAUGAGUGACUUUGAGACAGAUGAGAGGGACUUUGCAGCCGACUCAUGGAGCUUGGCAGUAGACAGCAGCUUCCUGCAGCAGCAGAAGAAAGAGGUGAUGAAGCAGCAGGAUGUCAUCUACGAGCUCAUCCAGACGGAGCUGCACCAUGUGCGGACGCUGAAGAUCAUGACCCGCCUCUUCCGCACGGGGAUGCUAGAGGAGCUGCAGCUGGAGCCCGGAGUGGUCCAGGGUCUGUUCCCCUGCGUGGAUGAGCUCAGUGACAUCCACACACGCUUCCUCAGCCAGCUCCUAGAACGCCGACGCCAAGCCCUGUGCCCUGGAAGCACCCGGAACUUCGUCAUCCAUCGCCUGGCAGACCUGCUCAUCAGCCAGUUCUCAGGUCCCAGCGCGGAGCGGAUGCGUAAGGCCUACUCAGAGUUCUGCAGCCGCCACACUAAGGCCUUAAAGCUUUACAAGGAGCUAUAUGCCCGGGACAAAAGGUUCCAGCAGUUCAUCCGGAAGGUGACCCGAUCAGCUGUGCUGAAGCGUCAUGGGGUGCAGGAGUGCAUCCUGCUGGUGACCCAGCGCAUCACCAAGUACCCGGUACUCAUCAACCGGAUCCUACAGCAUUCCCAUGGGACCGACGAGGAGCGCCAGGACCUGACCACAGCACUGGGGCUGGUGAAGGAGCUCCUGUCCAAUGUAGACCAGGAUGUGCAUGAGCUGGAGAAAGGAGCUCGCCUGCAGGAGAUCUACCACCGGAUGGACCCUCGGGCCCAGGCCCCAGUGCCCAGCAAGGGCCCAUUUGGCAGAGAGGAGCUUCUGCGGCGCAAGCUCAUCCAUGAUGGUUGCCUGCUCUGGAAGACAGCGACAGGUCGCUUCAAAGAUGUGCUCAUGCUCCUGAUGACAGACGUGCUGGUAUUUCUCCAGGAGAAGGACCAGAAGUACAUCUUUCCUGCCCUGGACAAGCCCUCAGUGGUAUCACUGCAGAAUCUGAUUGUACGGGACAUCGCCAACCAGGAGAAAGGGAUGUUUCUGAUCAGUGCGGCGCCCCCUGAGAUGUAUGAGGUCCACACCGCAUCUCGGGAUGACCGGAGCACCUGGAUCCGGGUCAUUCAGCAGAGUGUGCGCGUAUGCCCAUCCAGAGAGGACUUCCCCCUGAUUGAGACAGAGGACGAGGCUUACCUGCGCCGAAUCAAGAUGGAGCUGCAACAGAAAGACAAGGCAUUGGUGGAGUUGCUGCGAGAGAAGGUGGGACUGUUUGCUGAGAUGACCCAUUUCCAAGUGGAGGAGGACAGUGGCGGGGUGGCCCUGCCCGCCCUACCCAGGGGUCUUUUCCGCUCCGAGUCCUUGGAGUGUCCUCGUGGCGAGCGGCUGCUGCAGGAUGCCAUCCGUGAGGUGGAGGGCCUCAAAGACCUCCUGGUGGGGCCUGGAGUAGAGCUGCUCCUGACACCGCGGGAUCCGGCCUUGCUUGUGGACCCAGACAGUGGCGGUAGCACGAGUCCUGGGGUCACAGCCAAUGGUGAGGCCAGAAACUUCAAUGGCUCCAUUGAGCUCUGUAGAACGGACUCUGACUCCAGUCAGAAGGACCGCAAUGGGAAUCAGUUGAGAGCCCCCCAGGAGGAAGCAUUACAGCGAUUGGUCAAUCUCUACGGACUCCUCCACGGCCUCCAGGCGGCCGUGGCCCAGCAGGACACCCUGAUGGAAGCCCGGUUCCCUGAGGGCCCUGAGCGGCGGGAGAAGCUGGCCCGAGCCAACUCCAGGGAUGGAGAGGCUGGCCGAGUGGGGCCCGCCCCAGUGGCACCCGACAAGCAGGCCACUGAGCUGGCGCUCCUGCAGCGGCAACAUGCUCUGCUGCAGGAGGAGCUGCGGCGCUGCCGGCGGCUGGGCGAGGAGCGCGCCACGGAGGCAGGCAACCUGGAGGCCCGGCUCCGCGAGAGUGAACAGGCCCGGGCCCUGCUGGAGAGGGAGGCGGAGGAGGCCCGCAGGCAGCUAGCCAUCUUGGGGCAGAGUGAGCCACCCCCGGUGGAGGCCCCCUGGGCCCGCAGGCCCUUGGACCCUCGGCGGCGCAGCCUCCCUGCAGGCGAUGCUCUGUACCUGAGCUUCACGCCCCCACAGCCCAGCCGAGGCCACGACCGUCUGGAUUUGUCUGUGACCAUUCGCUCUGUCCAUCGACCCUUUGAGGACCGAGAGAGGCAGGAGCUGGGCAGCCCCGAGGAGCGGCUGCAGGACAGCAGCGACCCUGAUACUGGCAGUGAGGAGGAAGGGGGCGGCCGCCUGUCCCCACCCCACAGUCCUCGAGAUUUCACCCGAAUGCAAGACAUCCCUGAAGAGACAGAGAGUCGUGACGGGGAGCCUAUGGUUUCAGAGAGCUAAGGGGGCCCCCACCUCUCGUCCUGCGCCCCCAGGAAGAACACACCGAGGGAGGCAAACUUGGGACUCUAACCUGCCAAUGGGAACAUUCUCAAGAACUGCUGAUGGUCCCUGCCAGCUGGCAGGCUCCUGGGACACCUGGGGCCAGUUGGGAAGCUGGAAGAGUUGGGCCACAGUGCCCCACUGCUGCACCAGGAGUAGCUAGUAUAGCUGGCAUCCAGGAGCUACACCACAGAUGCCAAUUUUUCAUGCCUUCUUCCCUCUACUUUAGGAAAAUUUAUUUAUUUAUUGUUUAUUAGUUACCCAGGGAGUGGGGGAGAUUUAGAGGACCAGGGACAUGGGAACCAAGCCAUAGGGAUCAGGGGGCCUUGAUCUGUAACACUACUGGGGUUUAUUCAGGCUUAACCAGGCAGCUGCUGGGUUCUAGCCCUGACACCCCUCCCCAAGAACACCCGUCUUUGAGGAGAGGCUGUGCCACGUGCACCUUGGGCCCUUCUAUUAGGGCCAUGGAUGGGGCCAUGUCCCCCUUCCCCGCUGACUGCUGUUCCCCUGUCUCUCCAUCCUCAGUGGAGACCCAGGGAAACCAUCUGGCCCUACAGAGUUGGGGGGUGAUGGAGUAGAGGUUGAGGUGGCUGCGAUGGCUCUGUUGGGGGGAGGGGUGAGGGGAAAUCCCAUGGGACCAGAAUGUUUUUUGUUGUUUUCUUUUUUGUACCAAAGCCAACUGCACGUGUUUUGUAUUUUUAAGAGAUGAUUGUAGGCAGUUAGAAAUCACAGCCUUCUAUCUCCACUUAUCAGAAGAGCUUGAGGGGUAGGGGGAUCCACGUCACCUCAUCUGCAGUAAUGGGGGACCUCUUCUGACCUCUUCUCCAGCCAUUUGAAAAAUAUGUUGUAGGGUGAGUUGGGCCAUCUCUGUGAACCCUGACCUCAUCCCCACCUCAGCAACCAUGACUGAAGCCUCAGUGUGAACUUGGGGGACUUUCUGGUAGACCCCCAGUGCCCACCAGCCCCAGCCAUUUUCUGCCAAUUUGAUUGUUUAAAACAAAAACAAAAACAAAAAACGAUAAAGCAGGGAAAAUUAAAGACCUGGAACCCCCA
Molecule: messenger RNA, 4499 nt
Organism: Nyctereutes procyonoides (raccoon dog)
Lineage: Eukaryota; Metazoa; Chordata; Mammalia; Carnivora; Canidae
Gene: ARHGEF2
Product: Rho/Rac guanine nucleotide exchange factor 2
Exons: 26
Coding region: 33-3407 (1124 amino acids)
Biological process (GO): regulation of Rho protein signal transduction; cell morphogenesis; positive regulation of neuron differentiation
Cellular component (GO): ruffle membrane; cytoskeleton
Molecular function (GO): guanyl-nucleotide exchange factor activity; microtubule binding
Source: RefSeq, a predicted model, not a curated record